Helianthus annuus (common sunflower) is the source of this 1470-nucleotide messenger RNA. Its product is annotated as leucine-rich repeat extensin-like protein 5. Lineage: Eukaryota; Viridiplantae; Streptophyta; Magnoliopsida; Asterales; Asteraceae. The record is from RefSeq and is a predicted model, not a curated record. Bases 1 to 1470 code for a protein of 489 amino acids. The transcript is spliced from 3 exons.
AUGUCACGAUUGGUUCCAUACUUGGUCACACCAGAACCGAAAUGUCUAGCUCGUUUUAUUGGAGGUUUAGCUCCGGAAAUUAAAGCAAGUGUGAAGGCAUCAAGACCUACCACCUUCAGGUCGGUGGCUGAUUUGUCGUUAUCUCUUACUCUCGAUGCGGUCAGGCAGAGAUCGCUUAAGAGUUCCGAUGAGGGGAAAAGGAAACGUGAGGAUGAGAACUCACACCGUUCUGAUAAGAAAUAUAAGGGGAACUCAGAUCACAAGAAGGGUUCCGGGUUCAAAAAGGAUAACCAACAGACGGGUGAGAAGUGCAAAUGCAAGACCUACAAGAAAUGCCAUCUAGGGAAAUGCAGGAACAAGAAAAUGCCGCCGCGUAUUAGAGGAAGAGGAGGAGGCGGAAAAGCCCCAGUUUUCACAAGUCAUGACCACGAGGCCGGACGAUCACACUGGCGAACUCCUUCAGCAACCAUGAGCUCUAGUCCUCAAGAAGACUGGAGAACGUAUUUGGAACCCGCGAGGCGUUCUGUCUCGCUAAGCUCUUCGCCCUCGUAUCACCACUCCUUUGGGCCACAAUCAGAAAACGAGCCCAAUGAUUCUCACCACUCCUACCUUCCAUUGCAGCUGUCGAGUUCACACCGAGCUUUUCACGACCCGACCCCAUACUUUCAGAGCCGGUUCAACCCGACGAACGUGAGUGAAGAACCAAUGGGCCAUAACCCAUUGGGACCAGAAGACCACUUUCUUGGAGACCAGGAUAUGGAUAUGGAUGAGGAUCCUGAUCCAGAGCCUACCGAGCCACCAAGUGGGACGCCCACGCAUCCCGUAGAGAUUUCAGACGGAUCAUCUUUCCAUGGUUCGCCUUAUAGAGGUCCCGAUCCAUUUGCUCAAUGGUGGAGCAAUUAUCACUGGGAGUAUACACCUUCCCACCAUUCUUCACCACACCAGCAGGUCCCCUCAGAGGACCCACAUUUUGAAGCGGUCACGCCACCGCCACCGCCGCCGCCAGAGCAGCAACCGCCUCCGGAACCACCGAGGCGAAGGAGAUCAGGAGCACAGAUGUUCGUGCGAAGGGGAUUCCACUUCAGCUCCCCCCAACACAGCAACAACGGCCGUUACCCGCCGCUGUAUAAAGACCCACAGAUGGGUGGGCCUUCAAACCCAGUUUCAGAGGUCGACUCUCUGCCAGUCACACCACCACCACCACACGUGGGUUUUGAUAACCCAAUACCUUCUUACGCCGGUGCAACGGCGGCCAUACGCAGCUUCCUACCAGACUGGGUACCCAGCUUAUGGGUAUCAAUACCACCUCCUCAACCUCUGCAGCAGCAGCAGCCGCAGCCACCACAGAUCCAACCCCCGCAGCAGCUGGAGAUUCUUCAGAGGUUGAACCAGGUGGAGCGUAGAAGCCGUCAGGGUCUACUUAAGGGUUUGGCUGGCCUAAUCAAGGGGAAGAAGAAAAAGGAUUAUUGA